Molecule: messenger RNA, 1410 nt
Organism: Anopheles funestus (African malaria mosquito)
Lineage: Eukaryota; Metazoa; Arthropoda; Insecta; Diptera; Culicidae
Product: oxysterol-binding protein-related protein 11
Exons: 2
Coding region: 401-1039 (212 amino acids)
Source: RefSeq, a predicted model, not a curated record
AGCUACCCUGUACCUUCGAGAAGCCAAAGAGGUUGUACUAAAAAGCUGUACAAAAGACGUUAUUCUACUGAUGGCGGACAUAAAUAAAUAUUUUCUUAUAACCUUUACAGAAAGUACGACCCACAUUAAAAAUAGAUAAAUGGAUGGAAUGUAUGGAUUUGUAUCCAUACUAGCAUUCUACAUGAAACAGUUAAAUAGUACUAAAGUACGCAGCUACAUUUUUUCUUUCAUCGAAUCAUCUUGUUCAGUUCUGUCAUCACAUGCGUAUCCGACGGAUUACAUUCGUAAACUUUUAUCGACAAAUACAAUCUGGUGGAUCUGGGGUAUUGUUUUAUAUUGUUUAUGAAUUCCGUGCACUGUAAGCCCGUUUAAAAUCAUAUCAAACAGUGAAUGGUGCGGAAUGGAAUCUAACUUAAAUAAAGUCCUAGGCAUGAAUCGUCAGCAACUCAGUGGUCAGCUGUACAAGUACACAAACGUAGUGAAAGGCUGGCAGUAUCGUUGGUUCAGUGUAGAUGCGCAGGGCGGACUGCUAAGCUACUAUCUGUGUGAACCGGCCGGAGAAGAUUCGAACGCCCACAUCGUCGGUAGUGCUCCUCGCGGCCAGGUACACCUGGCCGGAGCAGUAAUUUGUCCAAGCGAUGAAGACUCUAAAACUUUCACCGUGAACUGCGCCUCCGGAGAUAUGCUGAAAUUGCGGGCAGUAGAUGCUCGGGCCCGCCAAGAAUGGGUUGACGGGUUACGGGCAGUAGUUGAAAGUCAUUCGAAUUCUGCUGGAACUGCACUUCCACCGCGCGAUCAACUGGCAGCACACGAUGCGUUCGGUGCGGCCAGGCAACAGUUACAGCAGACGGAACUCAGCAAUGCCGCACUCGCACGUGCCAUAGAAAAUUUGAACGGUCCGGUCUCGAACACUGAUCCGGAUCUGCUCAUGGUGAAAGCAGUGUCCGCCGCUAGUACGCACUGCUUGCUCCAGUGUUUGGGCCUUUUGCAAAGGCACCAGGAACUAAUGCCCGACCCAAGACUGGAGCAAAGUUUCUAGCCCAAGCGUCCCUUGUCGCGUGAUGGAUGUAAUAGAAAUUCCUACUGAAUGAAGGAGGAUGCCGCUUGAUAAACAAUUUUGAGAUAAAAGUGCUAUGUAACGGUUACCCUGCCGUUCCAUUUUCUCGGAUACAUUUCUCAUGUUAAUGAUGGGCAGUUAAACGUGUAUAUGCAAACCAACCAGAUUGUUUCUAAUAAUUUAGACCUCGAAUAUGGAUGUAAAAAAAUUAAGUACAGAAAAGGUAGAUAAUUAAAUGUGCAAUGUGUAACAUACUUGUUAAGAAUUACUAUUCCUUUCUAAUUUUUAGAAUUAUAUUUCAUUAGGAUGUAAUCUCUUGUUAAAUAAUAAAAUCCCACAAUAAUAGCUCUCAA